GGUGUCUCCGAAAGGGUAUGUGGACGAUGUGGACUAUAUUUUUUUAAUAUUUUAGCAUAAUCAUUGAAUUUGUGGCCUUGAUUCAAUUAAAGUACCUAAGUAUUGUAGGCACACAACCUAUAUGUGGUGAUAAUUUGGUGAGAACUUGGCCUGGGGGAUUUAUGUAGCCCUGGCCCUUGAGUGAAACGUAAAAGGUCAAGAAACCACUUCAUUGGUAGCAUUGUUUUGUAAACCAAGCUUCACCUACCACAGAUGUGGGAUCCCAAAAUGCUACCAAGGAUCGCUCCGAUGGCGACCUCGGUGGGCGCGGCCGGGUUCGGCGCGGACGUGCGCUCCGGCAUGGCGGCCGGCGGCGGCGGCGGCGGCGGCGACAUCGAGUACGGCAACGAGGCCACCCCGGCCGGAUUCUUCAGCGCCGACUUCAAACGACAUGACGACCUGAAACAGAUGCUGGACUCCAGCAAGGACAACCUCAAGCUGGAGGCCAUGAAGCGCAUCAUCGGGAUGGUGGCCAAGGGUCGGGACGCGUCCGACCUGUUCCCGGCCGUCGUCAAGAACGUUGUCUCGAAGAACAUUGAGGUGAAGAAGCUGGUGUACACGUACCUGGUGCGCUACGCAGAAGAGAAACAGGACCUGGCGCUCCUCUCCAUCUCCACAUUCCAGCGCGCCCUCAAGGACCCGAACCAGCUGAUCCGGGCCAACGCGCUGCGGGUGCUUUCCUCGAUCCGAGUGCCCGUCAUCGUGCCCAUCAUGAUGCUGGCCAUUAACGACUCGGUGGUCGACAUGUCGCCCUACGUGCGCAAAACGGCCGCCCACGCCAUUCCCAAGCUCUACAGCCUGGACCCGGACCAGAAGGAGGAGCUGGUGACGGUCAUUGAGAAGCUGCUGGCUGAUCGCACCACGUUGGUGGUCGGAUCCGCGGUCAUGGCCUUUGAGGAGGUGUGUCCAGAGCGGAUUGAUCUGGUGCACAAGAACUUCCGCAAGCUGUGCAACGUCCUGGUGGACAUCGAGGAGUGGGGCCAGGUGAUCAUCAUCAACAUGCUCACCCACUACGCCAGGACCCAGUUCAUCGACCCCAACCUGCAGGACGGCCCCGGUGACCAGCCGGAGCGGCCGUUCUACGACGACUCGGAGUCGGAGUCGGAGUCGGAGGGCAGCGACGCUGAGGGGCAGAAGCGGAAGCCGUACGUGAUGGACCAGGAUCACGCGCUUCUGCUGAGGAGCACCAAACCGCUCCUGCAGAGCCGGAACGCCGCGGUGGUGAUGGGCGUUGCUCAGCUGUACCAUCACCUGGCCCCCCGCUCGGAGGUCAGCCUCGUGACGAAGGCGAUGAUCCGCCUGCUGCGCUCCCACCGUGAGGUGCAGAGCGUCGUCCUCACCUGCAUCGCUUCCAUGACCACGCAGCGAAAGGGUAUGUUCGACCCGUACCUGAAGAGCUUCUUCGUCCGAUCGUGCGACUCGAGCCAUAUCAAGAUCCUGAAGCUGGAGAUUCUGACCAACCUGGCCACCGAGUCCAGCAUCUCGAUCGUGCUCAGGGAGUUCCAGACGUACAUCGCCAGCCACGACAAGACGUUUGUGGCGGCCACCAUCCAGGCCAUCGGCCGGUGCGCCUCCAACAUUGCCGACGUGACCGACACCUGUCUGCAGGGCCUGGUGGCGCUCCUCUCCAACAGGGACGAGUCUGUGGUGGCCGAGAGCGUGGUAGUGAUCAAGAAGCUCCUUCAGACCCAGCCUGGCGAACACAAGGAGAUUAUCCGCCACAUGGCCAGGCUGGUGGACCACAUCAAGAUCCCGAUGGCGCGCGCCAGCAUCCUGUGGCUGAUCGGCGAGUACUGCGACCGCAUCCCCCGGAUCGCGCCCGACGUCCUCCGCAAAAUGGCCAAAACAUUCAUCAACGAGGAGGACAUUGUGAAGCUGCAGAUCGUGAAUCUGGCCUCGAAGCUGUGUUUGACCAACCCCGAGCAGACGGAGCUACUGGCUCAGUACGUCUACAGCCUGGCGCGCUACGACCCCAGCUACGACCUGCGCGACCGCGUCCGCCUCAUGCGCCACCUGGUGUUCCCGGCCGACGGGCCCAACUCGCGGCUGGGAAAGUACGCCAGACGCAUCUUCAUGGCCACCAAACCGGCGCCCCGCCUGGAGAGCAGCUUCAAAGACCGUGACCAGUUCCAGCUUGGCUCGCUGUCCCACUACAUCAACGCCCGCGCCACCGGCUACCGCGAGCUGGCCAGCUUCCCCGCAGAGGCGCCCGACCCGACGGUGCGCAACAGCGUGGUGCCUCUGCCGGAGCGGCCGCCCGAGCCGGCGCUUCAGCCGACCCGGCAGCGCGGCUUCUACUCGGACUCCUCGUCAGAGGACGAGUCUGAGGACUCUGACAGCGACAGCAGCUCGUCCGGCAGCGGAGAGAGUAGCGGAGAAAGCAGCUCCGGGGAGAGCAGCAGCUCGGAGGACGCUGCACCGGCACGGAACAAGGCGCGGGCGCGCGCACCGCCGCCGACCCGCGGCGUGUCGGCGCUCCGCCCGCCGCAGGCCUCCUCCAGCGAUUCAGACGAGGAGGACUCGGACGAGGAGGGGUCCACCUCCGGGUCCGGGUCCGGGUCCGACUCCGGGUCCGAGUCGGACGGCAGCGCCAGCAGCGCCGCCGCGCCGGCCGCCCCGCCUCCCGCCGCUCCGGCCCCGGCCGGCGGCGGCGGUGGUAACAGCGUGGAUCUGCUGCUGGAGCUCGACUCGGUACCGGCGCCCCUGGGUACAGAGCUGCUGACGCCUUCUCUGGGCGGCCUCCUGAGUCCCGUGGCGGCGUCAGGAGCCGCCCCCGCCACCGCCAAGGCGGAUACUAUCGAGCUGGUGUCGGCGCAGUUCGUGCCCUCCGAGUACCGUGAGCUGGUGAACCCGAUCACGGGCUCGGGUCUGCAGGUGCGCUACCGGUACACGCGCGCGCCGCACCUCUACUCGGCCGCUAUGACCUCCGUGGAGCUGAGCUUCACAAACACCACCCAGCAGGAGAUGACCGACAUACACGUCGGACAGAAGACUCUGACGGCCGGUCUAACUCUGCACGAGUUCGCGCCGGUGUCGCUGCUCGCUCCCGGCGGCACCGUGGGCUCCACGCUGGGGGUCGACUUCCGCGACUCGACGCACGCGGCGCGCUUCGACAUUGUGACGGGCGGCAGCCGCACGGUACCCGUCAGCCUGGCGGCGCCCAUGGGGGAGAUCCUGCGGCCCGUUACCAUGAGUGACGACCUGUUCCAGCGGCGCAGAGCCCAGCUGCGCGGUAUGAACGAGGCCGGCGGCUCUGUGACGCCCGCCUGCUGUCCGACCCCGAGCGACGUCCGGAAACUGGUGCUGGCUGCUGUCAACGUGGCGGCCCUCUCCUCAGACACCGGGGACAACGAGAGACAGCUCAGGUUCGCCGGCCAGACAAUGUCGUCCGGCACGCUGGUGCUCAUCACGGUGGGCCUGCCGGCCGCCGACGCCGGAGACGGGGCCGCCGUCACCGUCACCGUCAACUGCGAGAAGAUGGUGGUGGGCAACAUGCUGCUCAAGGAGCUGAAGACCCAGCUGCUGAGAUAGACCGACCGUACGGCGGGCACGGAGCACGGUCCGGUCAGUCAGAGGCGAACGGCCUGUCAGCUGGUCAGUCUCUUAGUAAAUCAGUCCACCAGUCUGUCAAUCAGUCUGUCCGGUAGUCUAUCCGUCAGGAACAGCCAGGCCGAGACAAGAGGCCCGUACAGUGGACUCGGGCUGCCCUGCUCGUGUGCUGUACCAGGCAGACCCCCGCGGAUUGAGGGGCUGUCUGGCUGCCGUGAAGGGCUGACGACUAUCGUGAGGGCUGAUAGGCUGCCGUCAGUGACUGACGGGCAGAUCUGUCCGUCUGUAGUGUCGAUGUGCCUCCCUCCCUUUUAACUCCUGAGGCUCAGAAGACUGGUGGCUGGAGUAACUGCUUCGUUUCCACGUGCUCUAUACUUGUAUCUGAGGAACAAUCUCCCUUGUGCUUUUUCUAUAAUGGGGCUUCAAACUACAUUCUAUUUUCCUAUUGCAUUGAGCUGGUGCUUACCAACUAUAAAUUAUCUGUUUACUGUUAUUAAGUAUUUCGCGUGUCCAUGUGGGAACGAGAAGAGGGCCGGGCCCAUGUCUGGCAGUGUUGAAUGGUGCGUGGUGUCCAGUAGUUAGUAGCCAUUCUAGUCACUGGACGCACCAGUCGAUUUCAGUCGUGUGCGAGGGAGCUUUAGUAGGCCUCCAGUGGGAUAGGGGACGCCUCCCGUUCAACACAUUCCUGUGCCAGCCUAGAAGUCCAUUAUACUAGGACGACUCUGUUAUUGGGAUAUUCGAUAUCCCAAUCAUCGGGCAUAUAUCGUUAUUUUGGGAAAUAUAUGUGCGCAUGCU
Molecule: messenger RNA, 4383 nt
Organism: Amphibalanus amphitrite
Lineage: Eukaryota; Metazoa; Arthropoda; Thecostraca; Balanomorpha; Balanidae
Product: AP-3 complex subunit beta-2-like
Exons: 23
Coding region: 253-3570 (1105 amino acids)
Biological process (GO): vesicle-mediated transport; intracellular protein transport
Cellular component (GO): membrane coat; AP-3 adaptor complex
Source: RefSeq, a predicted model, not a curated record